Mya arenaria is the source of this 20118-nucleotide messenger RNA. RefSeq names its product mucin-2-like. Lineage: Eukaryota; Metazoa; Mollusca; Bivalvia; Myida; Myidae. Gene Ontology annotation, cellular component: extracellular matrix. The record is from RefSeq and is a predicted model, not a curated record. Gene Ontology annotation, molecular function: protein binding.
AUGCAUCGCCUACAAUUUCCGUCGCCACAGCAACAGGGUUUUCAGACAGGACUCAGCUGUCUCACAACCGCCUUCAACUUCCAGGAAACAGUCUACACGCAGAUAGAAACCGGGAGUAACGUGUACACGGCGUGUUUAGACCAGAAAGCCGCAUUUGAUUCUGUAUGGCAGACCGGGAAGAACCUGUGUGAACCCUUGGACGCACCCGCACAUGGAACAAUUGCCUGUGGGGCUGGGUUCCCGUUCUAUUCGUGCACGGCCUCAUGCGACCCUGGAUACGAGUUCUCUAACAAGAUGACGACGGACAAACGCGAGUGUGACCAAAUGUUCGGGGAUUGGUUUGACCCACCCGGAAUGGACAUCCCUGACUGCCAUCCGUCGUGCAGCCCCGCCUGUCAGAACGGGGGCUCGUGCCUGCUACCCAACACUUGCGGAUGUUCCAGCGGCUUUAUGGGCGCCCAGUGCCAAUUCCCGGCAAGUAACUGCGCAUCCCCACCGACUCCUCAAAACGGCCAGGUCACGUGCCAGCAGAACACUUCCGGUGCUCGGUGCACAGUUGCAUGUAACCAGGGAUACAAACCCCUAUGGGCCAUUGCCCCGAGUUACACGUGCUCCCCGGACGGUAUCUGGUCGCCCGAUCUGGCUGAGAUCCCGGGUUGUGUGGAUGAGUCGACACCCAUUAACGAGACCCACGUACCGAGCCCUACCCACCCACACACCGGAAGUGCGCGGUGCGUGGUCUGGGGCCAGGACCACUACCGUACGUUCGACAACAAAAUCUACCACUACAAGGGAGCGUGCAAUUACGUGCUUGUCAAGGAUGCGGUCGCCAACAGCUUCCAAAUACACGUGGCCAAUGAUAAGAACUGCCAGCCGGGACACAGGUGUAAACGUGAGCUAGACAUUUACAUGGGUAACGACCGGAUCUCUCUGAAGCGUGACGCUAGCGGCCCCGUCGUCACGUACAACGGCGCGGUGGUACCUGUCCCCUCCAGCAAGGGUGGGGUCAUCUUCGAGAAGAUCAGCUCAUACAUCGUGGUGAGGAGUAGCAUCGGCUUUCAGAUUCGUUGGGACACGUAUGAGAUGGUGUUUGUAACCAUUACGGAUUUCCUGCUUGGAAAGACAAAGGGUCUAUGCGGCACAUAUGACGGAGACCAGACCAACGAUUUCACCACGGACUCAGGAAAUGUUGUUACCGAGGCACCGGCCUUUGUCACCACGUGGAAACGCUCAUUUGCCGGGGAAACAUGCGCUGACCUGCCCCAGACCGGAUGCAACGCCGCAACUCCCCAAGCUGUCGACACUGCCACUUCCACAUGCGAGGCGCUAAUGGAAACCGAAUUUGAGAUAUGUCACCAUGCCGUUCCACCAGCGGCGUACAUCUCCGCCUGUAAGGAGGACUGCUGUGCCUCUUCCGGUCAAGACUGCCUAUGCAGCUCACUCGAAGCAUACUCCCGCGCAUGUCUGGAGCACAACAUAAGGCUGGACUGGCGCUCGGAUAACAGAUGUCCCGCCCAGUGCCCGGGUAAUCAGAUCCACAAGGAAUGCGGUAGCAUGUGCCUGAAGACGUGCCAGUCCCCGAGCUCGGCGUGCGAGGAUCACUCGUGCAUCGACGGCUGUUUCUGUCCGGACGGCAUGGUGCUUCUCAAUGAUCAGUGCGUUCAGAAGUCCGAGUGUCCGUGCAUGCUGAACGGAGUGGAAUACCGGAACGGCGAAAAGGUGCCCAAGGAGUGUAACAAAUGCACGUGCAUGGAAGGCGCGUGGCAGUGUACGAACAAACGUUGCGAUAAGACGUGUUCCGCUAUCGGCGACCCUCACUACAUGACGUUUGACGGGAAGCGGUACGACUUUAUGGGAGUGUGCUCCUAUUACAUGGUUCACGACCCGGGGACUUUCGACAUCAUCGUAGACAACAUCAAGUGUGGACACGGGGGCGAGUACUCCUGCACCAAGAGUCUCAGUAUCGACAUCAGUGGGCACCAUAUCAAGAUGGACCACAACCACCAGCUGUUCGUGGACGGCGAGGAAAUUACCAAGACUCCGCACGAAAAUGACGGCAUCAAGAUCUUUAUGGUCUCCUCGCUCUUCAUGAAGGCCGAGCUGUCCAAUGGAAUCACCAUACUGUGGGACGGACGGACCCGCGCUUACAUCACCGCCCCACCCUCCUUCAUCAACAAAACACAGGGUUUGUGCGGAACGUACGACUCCAACCAGAAGAACGACUUCAAAACCAAGGAAGGCGACAUCGAGACUAUGCCUAGCGCCUUCGGAAACCGCUGGAAGACGGUUCCGACGUGCAAGGAUGCCGGACCGGUCGUCAACCCGUGCGAAACAAAUGUGAACCGGAAGAACCAGUCAGCCCAGUAUUGUGCAUACCUCCGAAGUGAUGUCUUUCAAGCAUGUGCCAAUACUGUAGACGUGGAUUCGUUUUACCACGACUGCAUGUUUGACGUGUGCUCGUGUACAGAGAACGUGAAGAACUGCCUGUGUCCGAUCCUUGGAGAGUACGCUGCACAGUGCUCGGCCGCCGGUGUCGAGAUCCACUGGAGAACAUCCAUACCAGAGUGCCUACUGCCUUGCGAUGGCGGCCAAGAGUAUCAGGUCUGCCCGAACGAGUGCACGCGCACGUGUUCCAACAUCGCCAACGACCAGAGCUGUGUUCAAUCAUCUGUGUGCGCCGAAGGGUGCGCCUGUCCCGCCGACCAGACUCUUGACGACUAUGGCAACUGUUUAUCAAUCUCCAAAUGUCCCUGUUUGUUUGCGGGCAAUGAAUUCCUACCCGGCAUCACCGUGGGACGUGGCGAUCAGAUCUGCACAUGCGUGGACGCUCGUUGGGCAUGCGCAGCUAAGACGAUUCCAAUACCAACGACAAACAUCUGUAAGCCCAAACAAGAGUACUCCAGCUGUAUUUCCUCGUGCCCGAUGACGUGUGAGAACAUGCAUGAUUCCAUAUCGUGCAACACGACCAUGUGCGUUGAAGGGUGCAUCUGUAAGCCCGGAUAUGUGAAAGAAGGUAACGACUGUGUACUGAAGGCCGACUGUCCGUGCUACCACGGUAGCAAGGCUUACAAAGAGGGAGAAAAGUUCACCAUGGAUUGCAACGAAUGCACGUGUCGUAGCCGGAUGUGGGUUUGUGAACAGAAGGAUUGCCCGGCCGUGUGCAGCGCUUAUGGCGACUCCCAUUACACCACGUUCGACGGACGCUCGUACGAGUUUCAGGGUAGCUGUGACUAUAUGUUCGCGAAAUCAUCAGAGACUUCUCCCGUUAAGUUCGAGAUCACCACAGAGAACAUUCCUUGUGGAACCACAGGAGUCACGUGCACCAAGUCUAUCUCGUUUAGCAUUGGAGAGCAGGGAACUGCAAACUUCUUCCGGAUCCAGUUAGUGAAGGGAAAACAAGUAAUUGCCGACGCCGACUCCCCUUUCACCGUGAGGGAGGUUGGGAACUUCAUCAUCAUAACCACGCCCCAGGGUAUAACACUGGAGUGGGACAAAGGCACCAGGCUCUACCUCAAACUGAGCACACAACAUAAAGGACAGGUUGUUGGGUUAUGCGGUAAUUUUAACGGGAACCAGAAGGAUGACUUCUCCACGCCCCAGGGCGGCCCUUCCGCUUCCAAGGCAACCUCGUUUGCUGACAGCUGGAAGUUGCACGGGUACUGUGCCGACUCAAAGGAAAUCGAAGAUACUUGCGCGGCGAACACGGAACGCGGCACCUGGGCUCAGAAGCAGUGUAGCGUCCUGUCCAGUAAAUUGUUCGAGGCAUGCCAUCCUGUUGUUGCUUACCAGGAGUUCAUUGACAGAUGCGUGUUUGACGCAUGCGCGUGUGACACGGGCGGAGACUGUGAUUGUUUAUGCACGGCUGUAGCAGCGUACGCCCACCAGUGUUCUAUGAGCGGCGUCAUCAUCAAGUGGAGGACAGAGGAGUUCUGCCCGAUCAUGUGUGAGAACUGCAAGACGUAUAACCCCUGCAUCUCGAUUUGUCCAGUGAAGACGUGCGACAACCGCCUGGUGUACGACACGCUCAUACAGGACUGUGGCCAGGAGACGUGUGUGGAGGGAUGCGACAUUGAGCCCUGCCAACCAGGUCAAGUGUACGAGAGCAACAAGGAACCAUUCAAGUGUAUUCCUGAGGCGUUCUGUAAUACAACCUGCCUUACAUUAAACGGGAAGGAGUAUAAGGAAGGGGAGAGAAUCCUGGAUCCGACCAUCUGUAGAAUGGACUGCGAAGUCUGCUACUGUGACCAGCACCAGGUGAAGCGUACCGGCGUCUGCACAGGCACCCCGCCACCGGUAAGUAGCACCGUCACCUCCGCGGCAACCGUCUCCCCACCAAUCUUCACUGCCUCCCCGACCGUCCCCACCAUGACGGCCCAGUGUGUCCAGAAUGGUCCAACAGCCUGGAUGAGCGUAUCCGUCCCGACCCCCUACAACCAGGGUGACGUUGAUUCCAUCCGGAACCUACGAAGUCAAUACACAUUCUGUAACGCCAGUCAGAUGACAGCUAUCGAAUGCCGUGUUGUUGGAAUAACUACGUCAUCUGCCGCUGCUGGGCAACGCGUGUUUUGUGACCUGAGGAACGGGCUGAAGUGUUACCAUAGCGACCAGAAUCCAGGAGAACAGUGCCAUAAUUACGAAGUCAGGAUCACUUGUGACUGCAGUCUGCCAAUCACCACCACUAUUGCUCCAAACACGCUUCCCACGGGCUCCCCAACCCCUCGGCGAUUGGACUUGGGCACAUCCACCACCACACCUCAUCCAAACCAAACCUUUGUCACGCCUCCUAACCUUCCCCCCACUUUAACCGAGUGUAAAGAACCCAGAUGGACGAACUGGAUGAACAGCGUGAAACCUGUGGACGGGAAUGACAUAGAAUACCUACCCGCUCUUGUCAAGAGCUUUGGAUUCUGUCGGGAAGACCAGAUCGCCUACACUCAAUGCCGACGAGUGUCAGACAAACUGAGUUUCGAUGUCACCGGAGACCUUCAGACCGUGUGUAGCACUAAGGCUGGUUUCGCCUGUUAUGGUUCAAACCAACCCGACGGGCGAUGUGACGACUAUGAAUUCAGAGUUUACUGCCAAUGUGAAAAUAGCGUGUGUGACAAGCAGCUCAUCAGUGAUGUUCGGUCAGUGGGUGACACACAGUUUACGGCAUCGACUUCUGGUAGCGGCUCAACUGCCGCCAUGGCGCGCCUUGACAGCGUGAGCGGAUGGCGUGCGGCUUCCGGCGACAGAACACCCUGGGUGCAGGUCAACUUUCAGGAGCCCGUCACCGUUGCCGGCGUCAUUACACAGGCUGUUAAGGACGGAUCGGCGUACACCUCUAAGUAUACACUAUCCUAUAGUAGUUUCAACUGCUCCAACUUCCAGACUUACACCGCCACCGACGGGAUACCAAUGGUUUUCGAGGGUAACACAGGAGGCUCCGGCGAUGUUAGACAUAUAUUGCCUGGAAAGAUGAUUGCUGUAUGUGUGAGGUUAAGUCCAACUGAAUUUACCAGCGCUCCAGCCCUCAGAUUUGAUAUCCUUGGAUGCCGCGAACACAUAUCCUUUUUUUAAGUUCCGAAUGGCGGUUUUUUUACCUCAACCCCCCACAUGCCUUCACCAAAUGGACAUGUCACCGGGAUCUCAACAGUGAGCACCAACAUGACCAAGCCCAUGCCCUACAUCUGCGUUCCUGGAUGGACACCGUUCAUGAGCGUCGACACGCCCGGAGCUUUUAACACCUGGGAGAAGAGCGGACCAGGUGACACUGAACCGAUUACCGAACUCCGGAAUCUGUACGGCUUCUGCGCCAAACCAACCGGCAUCCAGUGUAGGACUAAGGUCGAUAAACUUCCGUACACGAUGUCUAUGAAUUUUGAUACUGUUUGCAAUCUUGAGAAAGGAUUUGAAUGUCUGAAUUCUGCACAGGGUGGCAUGGAAUGUGGAGACUAUGAAGUCAGCUUUCAGUGCGACUGUGGAACAACCCCGCAAUUCCAAACGACAAUUCCAAGUGUAACCGGUACACCAUCGGCUCCCAAACCCGCUUGCGGAUGGACUAAUUUCAUCAACAGCUACCUAAGAACACCAACAAGCACUGGCGACUACGAAACGAUUCAUAACGUCAGGAUGAAGUAUGAGUUCUGCGAGUUUCCCGUGCGAAUCGAAUGCAGGGAUACGGAAACGAAACAAGACUUCACGACUAUCAGUCAGGCAGGUGUAUCUUGUGAUGUCAACCGAGGUCUUGUCUGCGAAGACAAGGGUCAAUCUGGAGGAAAAUGCAAGGAUUAUGAAAUUAGACUGUAUUGUGUUGAUGCAUGCAGUUCAACAAAAUUGAUACCGCCAGGCCAACCAACAGGUUAUUCAACCUUGCCUUUGUCAGGCCAAGCCACGGGUACACCAACAAUGACGCCACCAGGCCAAGAGACCGGUAUGCCAACCCUGACCCCACCAGGCCUAGCCACCGGUACAACAACCCUUACACCACAAGGCCAAGCAACCAAUGCACCAACCCUGAUACCACCAGGCCAACACACUGGUACGCCAACCCUUACACCACCUGGCAAGGUAAUAGCUUUACCAACCCUGGCACCACCAGGCCAAGCAACAGGUAAACCAACUCUCACACCACCAGACCAUGCCACCGGUAUGCCCACACUAACACCAGCAGGUCAAGGCACCGUUACGCCAACAUUGACACCACAUGGCAAAGCAACCAACACACGUACCCUGACGCCAGAUGUACCAGGAGCCUGGGGUACACCUUCUCUCACGCCACCAGGGCAAGGCAUUGGAACAUCAACUCUCACACCACCAGACCAUGCCACCGGUAUGCCCACACUAACACCAGCAGGUCAAGGCACCGUUACGCCAACAUUGACACCACAUGGCAAAGCAACCAACACACGUACCCUGACGCCAGGAGCACCAGGUACCUUGGGUACACCUUCUUUCACGCCACCAGGGCAAGGCAUUGGAAUAUCAACUCUCACACCACCAGAUCAUGCCACCGGUACGCCCACACUAACACCAGCAGGUCAAGGCACCGUUACGCCAACAUUGACACCAAAUGGCAAAGCAACCAACACACGUACCCUGACGCCUGAUGUACCAGGAGCCUGGGGUACACCUUCUCUCACGUCACCAGGGCAAGGCAUUGGAACAUCAACUCUCACACCACCAGACCAUGCCACCGGUACGCCCACACUAACACCAGCAGGUCAAGGCACCGUUACGCCAACAUUGACACCACAUGGCAAAGUAACCAACACACGUACCCGGACGCCAGGAGCACCAGGAGCCUGGGGUACACCUUCUCUCACGCCACCAGGGCAAGGCAUUGGAACAUCAACUCUCACACCACCAGACCAUGCCACCGGUACGCCCACACUAACACCAGCAGGUCAAGGCACCGUUACGCCAACAUUGACACCACAUGGCAAAGCAACCAACACACGUACCCUGACGCCAGGAGCACCAGGUACCUGGGGUACACCUUCUCUCACGCCACCAGGGCAAGGCAUUGGAACAUCAACUCUCACACCACCAGACCAUGCCACCGGUACGCCCUCACUAACACCAGCAGGUCAAGGCACCGUUACGCCAACAUUGGCACCGCAUGGCAAAGCAACCAACACACGUACCCUGACGCCAGAUGUACCAGGAGCCUGGGGUACACCUUCUCUCACGCCACCAGGGCAAGGCAUUGGAACAUCAACUCUCACACCACCAGACCAUGCCACCGGUAUGCCCACACUAACACCAGCAGGUCAAGGCACCGUUACGCCAACAUUGACACCACAUGGCAAAGCAACCAACACACGUACCCGGACGCCAGGAGCACCAGGAGCCUGGGGUACACCUUCUUUCACGCCACCAGGGCAAGACAUUGGAACAUCAACUCUCCUUCCGCCGGGCCAAGCCACCGGUACGCCAACCCUGACACCACCAGGCCAAGCCACUGGAACACCAACUCUCACUCCGCAAGGCAAAGCUAUCGGUACGCCAACCCUCAAACCACCAGGUCAAGCCACAGGAACACCGACUUUGAUACCAACUGGCCAAGCCACCGGUUCACCAACCCUGUUACCACCAGGCCAAGCCACUGGAACACGAACUCUAACACCGCCAAGCAAAGGUACCGGUAAACAAACCCUGAUACCACCAGGCCAAGCCACUGGAACACCAACUCUCACUCCAUUAGGUAAAGGUUCCGGUAAGCCAACCUUGACACCACCAGGCCAAGCCACUGAAACACCAACUCUCACUCCGUCAGGCAAAGGUACCGGUACACCAACACUGACACAACCAGGCCAAGCUACUGAAACAUCAACUUACACUUCGCCAGGACAAGCCACUCCAUCAACCUUGACACCACCAGGCCAAGCCAGCGGUUCACCAACCCCGACACCACCAGGCCAAGCCAGCGGUUCACCAACCCCGACACCACCAGGCCAAGCCAGCGGUUCACCAACCCCGACACCACCAGGCCAAGCCAGCGGUUCACCAACCCCGACACCACCAGGCCAAGCCAGCGGUUCACCAACCCCGACACCACCAGGCCAAGCCAGCGGUUCACCAACCCCGACACCACCAGGCCAAGCCAGCGGUUCACCAACCCCGACACCACCAGGCCAAGCCAGCGGUUCACCAACCCUGACACCACCAGGUCAAGUGACCGCUUCACCAACCUUUGCGCAAAGUUCAACACGUUCAACUCUGGAACCGUCCAUGAUUUGCAAGGAAGGUUGGACGGACUGGAUUAAUUUUGGAAUUCCCGCAAAAUCUGAAGGAGACUUCGAAACUUACACGAGCAUACGAGGUUAUCCGAAUACCUGUGAGGAAGUCGUGGCCGCAGAGUGUCAGAUCGCAUCUACCGGUCAAAACUAUAUGUACUCAGGCCAGGAUGUCUCGUGUAGUCCAGAAGGCUUAAUGUGUGAGGACGGGCCAUCACAGAAGUGUGUCGACUACAAGAUUAAGUUUUUCUGCUCGUGCCAAACUGAGCUGACCACACCUUCAGUCACUACCAUCGUGAAGCCUCCGCCAGGCAUGGACAGUGGUACACCCACAAUGACUCCGCCAUCACAGAACACUGAUGUACCAACAAUGACUCCUCCAAGCGUGACCGAUGUGCCAGGGACGACGGGAAAAUACAACUGCACACAAGGUUGGACUUCCGCCAUGAGCGUCACCACUUCUGCUAUUACCGGGGACGAAUUAGAGACGAUCACGGACUUGAGGAGGAAAUACAAGUUUUGUGACGACGAGAUGAUUGUGUCCAUUAGGUGUGCCGAUCUGAUUUCUGACAAGACCGCCGAAGAGUUGGGUCAAAAGGUCACGUGUGACAUGACCGAAGGCCUCAUCUGUAAGGGUGCAGACCAGGCCGGUGGCAAGUGUGCGGACUACACGGUGCAGUUCUACUGCGAUUGUGAAGCCUCCAUGAUGACCACAACCUUAGCUCCCCCAAUUAUACCAGGAGGUACCCCAGCGCUUCGGCCACCAUACCACGAGCAAGUCACACCAACACUCAAGUCCACCUCGCACCCAGGAGAGACCACAGUCACGCCCCGGAGGUCAUGUGAUAUACCCCUUGGAGUAACAGACAGGCAGAUUGUGUCAGAUAGUCAACUUUCAGCUUCAACCUCCUUCAAUUUUACCUUCGAAACAACUAAUGGCCGUCUGAUGCAGCAACCUUCAGGGACAAACGGAGGAGCGUGGAUGCCAAGAUUCUUCGAUACCCAACAAUUCAUUCAAGUGGACUUUGGUCAACCCGAGAAAAUAUCCGGGGUGGUAACACAAGGACGACAGGACACUGACCAAUGGGUUGAAUCAUUCCUGAUUGAGACCAGUCUUGACGGUAUUCACUGGUACAAGUACGCGGACCGAGAUUCCAAGAAAGCCUACACCAUAUUCCCUGCAAAUUUUGACCGCAACACGCCCGUCAAGUCUUUCUUCGACCGUGAAGUUGACGCCCAAUACGUGCGCAUCGUACCAAUGACAUGGAAUGACAAGAUUGUCCUUCGGUUCGACGUGCUGUCCUGUUAUGGACGGUCAAAGACGCCGUCUCCGGGUCAUUUCACGACCGACAGGCCUACAGUCACCACGCCAACCUCAGUUGAACCAACACCCCCUCCUUUGUGCUUGGAGCCCAUGGGUAUCGACAACCCAAUGCUCGUAAAAGACGGUCAGCUUACCUCUAGCUCUAACCUUGACUCGAUGCACGGUGCGGCUGCUGGCAGGUUAUAUAACGAGUUCACUGGAUGGGCCCCCGUUUCGACUUCCGGUAAGCAGUGGCUACAAGUAGAUCUAUUGGAGCCCCGCUAUGUUUCCGGUAUCCUCACACAGGGCAUCCCAGACAAGGACAUGUGGAGUGUACAAUACGUUGUCUCCUUCUCUAAUGAUGGCUAUACCUUCACCGCAUACUCGGAGAAAAAUGGUGGGCUUCCUAUGUUAUUCAAUGCCAACAACGAUCGUAACUCCAUCGUCAAGAUGAUGUUUAACCGAAACAUUGUGGGACGAUAUGUCAGAGUCACGCCUAUUGAAGGAGGCUGGGCGGGUAUCGGUCUGAGGUUCAACCUGAUUGGCUGUUUUAACAUAUCGACUACGGCACCGCCGAUGACAACCCAGACAGUGGUACCACCUACUCUGUCAUUCGCCCUCCCCAACAUUACAACACCUAUUAUCGUACCUCCAACACAGAUUCUCCCAGUGUGUACAAUCCCCAUGGGUAUUGGUAACCGGUACAUUAUCAGAGCCAAUCAGAUCUCAGCUUCCUCCAGCCUCGAUAUCGAGCCGAUAUCUUUUGGGUCUUCAGGAAUCAAGUUGCCCUGGACACCUGUGCCAACGGACCUCCACCCGUACGUCCAAGUAGACUUCUUGGAGCCAAAAACCCUAUCGGGCGUGCUCAUUCAAGGCAGCCCGUACAAGUCCGAAUGGGUAACAUCCUACCAAGUUUACACCAGCUUAGAUGGCAAUACUUGGACACCAUACUCCGACAUCGUGAAUGCUAAAAUACCUACGACUUUCAAAGGCAACAAGGAUAACACUGGAGAGGUUACCAAUUUGUUUAACAGGAACAUCUAUGGUAGAUUUAUCCGGAUCUACCCAAUCAGUUUCCACACAGCUGCUACCCUGAUGUUUGAGAUCCUAGGAUGUAACCCAUCAGAGGCUGUUAACAUGACAACAACAGUGUCUCCAAGCGGUGUCAGCACACUUACACCGACUGUGUCCCCACCAGCGGGCUCAAAGAACACCCCGACCAUUACUCCACCUUCACAGACUGGUACCCCAACCACACUAGGAUUUGGACAAACUGUGCCAAUUACAACUCCGACCUACGUGGCUCCCCCAACAGUUUGUCUGACGCCAAUGGGUCUUGAGUACACCCGAACCGUGUUUGAUCGUCAAAUCACAUCGUCUUCAAAAAUGAAUGAGCUCACUGGGGCCACACAAGGCAGAAUACACAGUAACUCAAGCUGGAUUCCUAGUCUAAACGACUCAUCUCCAUGGAUCCAAGUCAACUUUGAAAAGCCAAAACUGUUGAGCGGUAUAUUGACACAGGGAGAAAACGGCGGGCAAAGAUGGGUCACCAAAUACACGGUAGAUUUCAGCAUGGAUGGCAAAACCUUCUAUCCAUACACCCUCCUUCUUGGCGACCCCAAACCCGUUGUGUUUAGUGGUAACAACGACAGCAACUCACUGGUUAGGCAGCUUUUCAACAGGAACGUCACAGCGCAGUACAUCCGUAUUCACCCAAAGGAAUGGCAUGGAAACGCAGCAGCUAUUCGGUUCAACAUCAUCGGUUGCAACCCAGACAGUCCACAGACACCAACAGUAACGACUCCAAGUCCCUCUGUCACGCCACCGAUUACUGUAACAGGCGUCCGAAUUACAAACGUGUACGAGCACAUCAGCACCAUCUCGGGAAUGUUCCCACCUUCACUAUGUACGGUACCAAUGGGGGUUGCAAACACUCUGAUUGUCAAGGAUCAGCAGUUGAGUGCCUCAUCAUCCAAUGAUAUGUUCAGUGGCGCCGAGAGAUCGCGAUUUGAUGCUCAGAAGGAUGGUAGUUUCUAUGGCGGCUGGGUAGCAGGAGAAAAUAACAUUAAGCAGUACAUCCAAGUGGAUUUUCUGGCACCAUACUACGUUGGCGGAAUUAAGACUGAAGGACGCUCGGACAAAGACCAAUGGGUUACGAAGUACGAGAUCUACUACAGCACGGAUGGGAAACACUAUAGCGCCCUGCCCAAGUCCUACAUGGAUAGCUCGCCAAUGGUGUUCACCGGAAAUAAAGACUCCGGCACGCCUGUUGCAAACUUGUUCAACCUGGUGGCCGCUCGUUGGAUCAGAAUCCACCCAGUCGAAUGGCACAAUGCCAUUUCAGUAAGAUUCGAGGUACUUGGCUGCAUGUCUCCGUCGCGGUCACGGCUUACGACCACCACAGUUCCUACCACACCGACUACACCCAUGUCUGUAACCGGUACACGCACACCUGGUACCGGUACCGCCACCGGCACAAGGCCAGCCUCCAUUGUUAGCCCAACCGCCUGUGCAUACUGGACACCUUGGGUGAGCGCCGGCAAGCCAGACAAGGAGGGGGAAUACGAGUCAGCCUGGCAGUUGAAACAGCUUAUUACUUUCUGCGACUACCAGUACGUCCAACAGACCGAGUGUAGGACCACAGGUACGCACAUCCCGUACGAUCAGACUGGCGAGAAUGGUGUGAUUUGCAACAAUGACUUGAAGGGCCUUCUUUGCUACGCCAAGAACCAAUCCGACAGCAGUUGUCUCGAUUAUGAAAUCCGAGUCUUCUGUGACGAAUGUGCAUCUACACCAGCUGUUACAACACCGGCUCCUAAGACGUGCAACCCACGCUGGCUACCUUGGAUUAACAACAUGACACCAACAAACGAAAUGAGCUACGUCGAGCACGAGUUCAUGAGCCUACAGAAACAACAAGAACUUUGCUUCGAUGGCAAAAUCACUCGAUUUGAAUGUCAAACAAUAUAUGGAGUGAGCUUCCACAGUGCUGGGACCGUGGGCUCUACCUGUGAGAUUCUUAGCGGACUUACCUGCAAGAAUAGCGACAACUAUCCUGUUCCAUGUGAUGACUUCCAGGUCCGAUACUACUGCGACUGUGCGCGUACUUUAUCUCCUGCAACGAGACCAACACUCCACCAAAACCAAGCAGGCUUUACAACUGGCACUCCGACAAUAACUCCAACGGGCUACACAGGAAAUGGCACUCCGACAAUAACUUCUCCUGGCUACACCCGAAAUGGCACUCCGACUAUAACUCCUCCAGGCUACACCGGAACUGGCACUCCGACAAUAGCCCCCACAGGCUACACUGGAACUGGCACUCCGACAAUAACUCCUCCAGGCUACACAGGAACUGGCACUCCGACAAUUACUCCAACGGGCGACACCGGAACUGGCACUCCUACAGUAAGACCACCUGGUUAUACAGGCACUCCGACACAGAAACCUGGCGGUAACGACAACGGCACUCCAACCUUAACACCACCAGGUAAUACGGAUACAGGUUCACCGACAAUCACUCCUCCUGGCUACAUCGGAACUGGCUCUCCGACAAUCACCCCAACCGGCUACAACGGAACUGGUACUCCGACAAUAACUCCAACGGGAUCCACUGGAUUUAUCACUCAGACAAUAACUCCUACAGGCUACACAAGAACUGGCACGUCGAUAUUAACUCCAACAGACUACACCGAAACUGGCACGCGGACAGUAAGACCACCUGGUUAUACAGGCACUGGCACUCCGACACUGAAACCUGGCAGUAAGAACAACGGCACUCCAACCUUAACACCAUCAGGUUAUACAGGUACAGGCCCUCCGACAAUCACUAUUCCUGACUACACCGGAUUUGGCUCUCCGACAAUAAUUCCCCCUGGCUACACCGGAACUGGCUCUCCAACUCUCUCUCCGACAGGCUAUUCUGGUACAGGAAUUCCAACUGUUUCUCCAACAGGACAUUCAGGAGGGACUCCAACACUCACACCAACUACUUGUGCUAUUGUCACUAAAUGGUCAUCUUGGGUCAACCGCCAUACACCGGAUGCGACUAAAGAUGAAAUCGAGAGCAUGACAGCUGCUGAAAAAAUAACAUUCUGUGGCUUAGGAAAGAUUAUUGCUGUUGAGUGUAAAACAAUCAAUAACAUACCAAGCUACAGUGCGGGAGAUUUUGGUUUUAAGUGUGACAUAACCAAUGGUGCCACGUGCGUAGCCAAGGAUAACUUCCCUAUUGGUUGUCAAGACUACAUGAUCAGAUAUCAAUGUCAAGAGCAGAUUUGUGGUGGUAACCAAACCACCGAUGAUACCGGAACCCGAACUUUCAGUCCAAAGGUACCCGGUCAGAACACACCGACGUUGACACCACCCGGUGGAAGCACGGCCACACCCACUGCGGUCCCCACCACCGUCUGUGCCGCAACAACACGCUGGAGCAGUUGGUUGAAUCGGGAUAAACCGACCACAGGAGAAGGGGAUAAGGAGGCUAUGACUGGUGAAGAAAAACAGAAGUUCUGUCCAGGUGGCACGAUUGCGACAGUGGAAUGUGCUUCAAUCGAUAGUGUACCGUAUUACCUGAGUUUGGACAUAGUGGACUGUAACCCCAUUACUGGACUCUUUUGUGACAACAAUAUGAAUAUGGGAAUGUGUGCAGACUACAUGAUUCGGUACCAGUGUGAGGAGACAACAUGUACAGAACCUACCCUGCCACCAACUACACAGAGCCAGUCCACACUCACUCCUCCACGGUUCUCUCGCACAACCACAUCUCCAGGACAAGGCGGGAAACUGACAACGUAUACACAUAAAGGGACAAUGCAUACAGGAACGGUAUCCACUUUCAAACCGCCUAAGUUUUCCUCGUCUACAGCCCACCCAAACACGUCUGGAAACAAAACACCAACACAGUCACCGUCGUUGAUCUGUGAGACAAAAAAUCGUUGGUCUAUGUGGAUUGACAGAAGUACACCUGGAAUCAAUGGGACUGGUGAUCACGAAUACAUGACAACCAUGGAGCUCCAACGAUUUUGCGCUAGAGGAACAAUCAGUGGUGUUGAAUGCCAAACCUUUGACGGUACCAAUUUCGAUAAAACUCCAGACUUUGUGACUUGUACUAUGGAAAACGGUCUUGUAUGUGACGGGGUAGAGAACUUUCCGAUAGCAUGCAUGGACUAUAGAAUGCGAUAUGAAUGCACAGAACAAAUAUGUCAAACGCCAACUGCAAGUGCUGCUAGUACACCUACAGUCCAUCCGCCGAGUGCCACCGACGGUGUCCCAACUGUAAGUCCAUCGGGAUCCUAUACAGGAACCCCGACAUCGCAACCACCAGGUGUAACAGGUAAGCCAACGGCCCGUCCACCAAAUGCCACAGGCGGAGUACCCACUGAAACCCCUAAGCGUUUUUACACUGAUACCCCAACAAUGCACCCAACGGGAGUUUCCGGUGAGCCAACGGCCCUUCCACCGAAUUUAUCAGGCGGAGUACCCACUAUUACCCCUAAGGAAUCUUACACUGGUACUCCAACAAUGCACCCAACGGGAGUUUCCGGUGAGCCAACGGCCCUGCCACCGAGUGCAUCAGGCGGAGUACCCACUGUAACCAGGAAGGGAUCUUACGCUGGUACUUCAACAAUACCUGGCGUUUCUGGCCAUCCAUCCAUUGGCCGUACUGUUAUACCAACCGUUAAUCGCUGUACACAGAGUCAUUGGAGCUCAUGGAUUAACAGAGAUAACCCUAACAUUGGCGGUGGCGACUACGAAAGUUUGACUGACAAAGAGAAGGCUGAUUUCUGUAUUGGCGGCACUAUCAAGAGUAUUGAGUGCGUCACAACCGACGGCAUUGCUUCCUACAGCUCUGGAGAAAUUAUCUCAUGCACGCUUCUUAACGGAUUUUCUUGCAACAGUCAAGACAAUGCUCCGAUUCCUUGCAGUGACUACAAAAUCCGAUACUUUUGCCAGUGUGAAGAAACCUCUUCUACCACAAGUGUUAAACCCACACCUACCAUUUCGUUUAAUGGUACGCUGAACCAACCGACCCUGCAUCUUACAUGCGGCUGGUCUCCGUGGCUAAAUGUUGAUAGACCAAACUUUGAAUCCGCAGAUUCAGGCGACCUCGAAACAGUUGCUUCUCUGAAAACCAAGUUUGGCCUCUGCAAGAAUAUCGUUGACAUUUCAUGCCGCGUCGCUGGCACGGACACAAUGGCUGAUGCUGCAGGACAGACGGAGGUGCUUUGCGAUUCGGUGAUUGGACUGCGUUGCUACAACAGAGACCAGCAGGGAGGAAUGUGCUACGACUACGAGGUAAACUUCCUAAAGCCCAUCCUGCUGACAGGAAUAAUCACCCAGGGACGCGAGAACAGCGGUUCUUAUGUGACAUCAUACAAGGUUCUCUUCUCUAAUGACGGCUUCAUUUGGUCACCAUACCAGGAUUUUGGACAAGACAAGAAUUUUACCGGCAACAACAACUCCGGAUCAAUGGCUACCAACUGGUUUGACCAUCCAAUCAGAGCGCAGUACAUCCGAGUUGUGCCGCUCACCUGGCAGGGAGUUAUUGCCAUGAGGACGGAACUUCUUGGCUGUUACGAGGGUUACCCAAUGACUUUUUUUAAUUGUUUCAUACUUAAAGGUCAUCUGACUUUGACCUCGGGCGGAGACUCCGAGCCAAUAUCCGCACUCCAAUCCUUGUCGGAACGGUGCACAACUCCAAUCAUGGUUGAUUGCGUCCGGGCCAGCGACGAGCUUCCGUAUGACCAGGCGGGCCAGAAGGUCAAGUGCGACCUCUGGAAUGGACUACAGUGCUUUAAUGCGGACAAUUCUCCACUGUGCUACGACUACAAGUACAAGGCUAGAUUAGGUUGCCUGAAGAACACAACAGAAUGUUUGAACUCAGUCGGUCCCACACACCCCGCCACGACGAGCACUGUCAACAAACGGGUUCUCCGGUGCUUCGAAGGUCUGGAUAUCUCCGCCUGUCCCAAGGAUGGCUGUGCUGAUGGACUCUACUGUGAUGGUCGCCAGUGUGUCACCAAGGACAAGUGCCCAUGUUUGGUGGAUGGACAGAUUCUCAUGUCUGGAGGAUUCAAGGAGAUGUCCAACUGUGAAACGUGUCAAUGUAUCGCUGGCGAAAUAAAUUGCGAACCAAAGAAAUGUACGCCUUGUCUCCAGGGAUUCUCGUUGGUAAUUAACAAGACAACCUGUGAAUGCUCAUGUCGGUCUUGCCCUCCGGGCGAGUUCCGGUGCGGAAAUGGAGAGUGUAUCCCGCAGGAGAGACGAUGUGAUGGAAUCAUCGACUGCAUUGAUGAUGAAGUUGGUUGUGUGUCCACUCCGAUGUUUACGCCACCAGUAUACGCGACUGCUACACCAACCCUCCCACCCAAAUCAAUAGGCACUGGCCAACCUACCGCUUUACCACCUGGUGGAUCGACUGGAAACCCACUCCUUGCCACGCUUGCCCCAGUUCAGUGCAAUAGUCAAUGGACAUCUUGGAUCAACACGGAUACUCCGGACACAGGCGAUGGAGAUAGAGAGUCCUGGACAGCUGCCCAGAAAGCUGCCUUUUGUCCAAACGGAAAGGUUUCCCGUAUCGAGUGCAUGACGUCUGACGGUAUUGCAUCCGACAGCUCUGGUGAAAUCAUGCAGUGUACUAUAGAAGGCGGAGCUGUUUGCCUGACCACUGACAAUGCACCUAUGCCAUGCAGUGACUUUAAGAUCAGAUACUUCUGCGAUUGCAAUGCUUCAGGUUCGACCACAACCAUGCAAGGACAAAUAUCUACUGCAGGCCCUGGUCAAUGUAAUAGCAGUUGGUCAUCUUGGAUUAACACAGAUACCCCUGAUAGUGGUGAUGGAGACAGAGAGUCCUGGACAGCAGCCCAGAAAGCUGCCUCUUGCCCAUAUGGCAAGAUAUCCCGUAUCGAAUGCAGGACGAUCGACGACAUCGCAUCUUACAGCUCUGGAGAAAUCAUGCAAUGUACCAUUGAGGAAGGAGCUGUCUGUUUAAACAAUGACAACUUCCCCAUACCGUGCAGUGACUACAAGAUCAGAUAUUUCUGCGAAUGUGCAGGUGGUACAGCUCUUGGUUCGACCAUCUCGUUACAUGGACAAGUGACCACUGGUGCCCCAGUCCAGUGUACCAGCAACUGGUCAUUGUGGAUCAACACAGACACUCCCGAUAGUGGCGAUGGAGACAGAGAAUCUUGGACGGCCGCCCAGAAGGUUGCCUUCUGCCCACAUGGCAAAGUAUCCCGUAUCGAGUGCAGGACGAUCGACGAGAUCGCUAGUUCGGGAGAAAUUAUGCAGUGUACCAUCGAGGGAGGAGCUGUCUGUUUUAACAAUGACAACUUCCCUGUUCCGUGCAGCGACUACAAGAUCAAGUACUUCUGUGAAUGCACUGGUGAGCCUUUCGGAUAUUUAAAUUCAUUUGCAUUACCUGGCAACAUAAAUAAUUGAUUCAAAGAGUUAACAGAGUCGCCCACUGGUGCGCCUGUCCAGUGUACUAGCCAUUGGUCAUCAUGGAUCAACACGGAUAACCCUAACAGUGACGAUGAAGACAGGGAGAAUUGGACGGCCGCCCAAAGAGCUGCUUUCUGUCAGCAUGGCAAGAUUUCCCGAAUCGAGUGCAGGACAACGGACGAUAUCGCAUCUUACAGUUCGGGAGAAAUCAUGCAGUGUAGCAUUGAGGGCGGAGCUGUCUGUUUGAAUGAUGAUAACUUCCCUGUACCGUGCAGUGACUACAAGAUCAAAUACUUCUGUGAAUUACCACCAAAUAUCCACACCACGCACAUUCACGGCGGGCCAUCGAUCGCUCCUUGCCUUACGCGCUGGUCAAGAUGGAUUAACCGGGACCAGCCAGACAGUGGAAGGGGUGAUAUUGAGAAAAUGAACGCUCAUGAACUAAACGUGUUCUGUCCCGAAGGACGUAUCAAGGGUAUCGAAUGUGUCACAGUCGACGGUAUAGUGUCUUACAGCAGUGGGGACAUGUUGUCCUGCUCCAUCAACAACGGACUUGAAUGUUUGAAUGACAACAACUUUCCAGUUCCGUGCAGUGACUACAAGAUUCGAUACUACUGUGACUGCGAAGUAAUUUCGUGCAUACCGGAGCAGUGUCUACCAAUGGUGAAGCCAGUUUUGAAAGAAGGGGAGGAGCUUCAGACAGUGAUAGACGCGAACGGGUGCUGCUUCCAGUACAUCGUCGUAUGUAAACCCAACCUCUGUGCCCCGCCAAUUCUCAACUGCCCCGCCCCAUUGUCACUGGAACCAGCCACUGGAGAGUCUGAUUGCUGUCUUACGUACAGAUGCAGAUUAGCUCUGUUUUUGACUGGACAGUCUUGGUCUGAUGGUGUCUGUACCCACUGUGCAUGCAUCGACAAAGGGGGCGUGGCCGCCAUUGUGUGUCAGAAGGAAACAUGUCCUUCCUGUCCACAGGGUUACAAGACUAUUGCCCGACCUGACUUUUGCUGCCUAGACUGCCAGCCAAAUGGAUGCAUUGUCAACGGAACUAUUUACAAGGACGGUGCUACAAUGGAGUCAUCAAAGAAAUGCUACGACAAACUGUGCAUAUUCGACGCGAAACUCGCCAUGUUCAUCGUAUCAGAGACCCGGGUGCAAUGUUCUGCCUACGAACAGUUGACCGACUGCAAGGCGAACGAGGAAGCAUACGACGCCACAGGCUGUUGCAUUAAAUGUUUACCUGAACGUAACGUCACAAGCAGUAGCCUCAUAUGCCAGACAUGCGCUCCACGGCUCGUUGCUGGAAACUCCAACCAUACGAUUGGCUACUUCACGAUUAUGGACAACAUGGAAGUUUGCAAAAACAUUGAACCAAUUCCCGACCUGCUUGAAUGUUCCGGUUUCUGCAAUUCGCGCUCUUCCUAUAGUCACGUGAUGCAGGGAUUUACCAAUCGCUGCAAUUGUUGUCAAGCAACCGGAAGUGAGACAAGGAACGUGGAGCUUACGUGCAAAAAUGGCAGGACAAUCACCAAGUCAUAUUCUGUACCGAAAUCGUGUGGCUGCAGUGCAUGUUCUGGCGCGAAAUAAGCUCGGGCAAAAGACACUACCUUUACUUGACAAUGCGUUAACACGGAACGGACUUCCAAAAUGGACUUGAUC